Molecule: messenger RNA, 1811 nt
Organism: Boeremia exigua
Lineage: Eukaryota; Fungi; Ascomycota; Dothideomycetes; Pleosporales; Didymellaceae
Product: ammonium transporter AmtB-like domain-containing protein
Exons: 4
Coding region: 166-1530 (454 amino acids)
Biological process (GO): ammonium transmembrane transport
Cellular component (GO): plasma membrane
Molecular function (GO): ammonium channel activity
Source: RefSeq, a predicted model, not a curated record
GGGAUAUGAGCUACCCUGCACGCGUUCAGCCGAGGGUACCUGUAAACAUGCAUAAGCCCAGCCUGUCCAGUCUUUCCUCGACGACAUUUGCGUAGGAGACUUUCGCUGUUUAUUCAAAUAGGAUCGAGAAACCAUUAUAUAUUAUUUGAUUCGACGGAGCCUAUUAUGGGUCUUCCUACGGAGGUGUUGAAGGCCUGGGAGGCGUGCGAUCGUACUGAUACGCUGUUUGUGCUGGUAUGCUGCGUCUUUUGCUGGGGAAUCAUCCCUGCGGUCGGCAUAGCCUAUUCUGGUUAUACCACACGGUCGAAUUCGCUUGCUGCAGUCAUUCCCUCUAUCCUCGCAGUCAUCGUCUGCACCAUCCAGUGGUUCCUAAUCGGGUACACACUGACCUACAGCGAGGGAGGGCCGGUGUUUGGUGACUUCACCUAUGCAUUCCACCGCAAUGUACUUUCCGAGCCUGUCGGCACCAUUCCAGCAAUCUUGUUCAGUUUCUUCCAGCUCGUCUUUCAAGCCACAGUCUGCGCAAUUGCUGUUGGUGGGGCCUGUGAACGGGGGAGAAUACUACCAUUGAUUCCUUUCAUCUUCCUUUGGUCGACAUUCAUAUAUAACCCGCUUGCACACAUGGUCUGGGGCGGUGGCUUUCUGCAAAACCUCGGCGUUGUGGACUUCGCAGGUGGCACUCCUGUUCAUAUCAACAGUGGCGCAACAUGUACAGCAAUGAGCGUGUACCUCUCGUAUCCGCUCUUCCGCUCCCGCAAAUCCGCCGUCCGUACACCUUCGCAUCUGGUCAUUCACCGCCCUGUCAACUCUCUCUGUCAGCUGCUUGCUAUGAUCAGCAUCUGGGGCUCAUGGCUCGCUUUCGACGCAGGGACAACGUUGGCAUUCAACUUCAAAUCCGUCAUGGCACUAUGUGUUACGAAUUUGUGCGCUGCUAGUGGCGCACUCACUUGGAUGCUGUAUACGUACGUCGAAGUAGGUCGAUGGAGCCUCGACUCAUGCUUCAUGGGCGCCAUUUCUGGACUCAUCAUGAUCACACCAUCUGCGGGCUUUAUCGACAUGCCUUCAGCAAUGCUCUUUGGAUGCGUCGGAGCACUUUUCUGUCGUCAGACACUGAGAAUCAAGUUUACCGAUUUUGCGCGACGAUGGAGAUGGGUGGAUCAUGGUGACACAUUUGCGACACACUGUCUGGGCGGCUUUCUUGCGACUAUCGGAACAGGCUGCCUGGUCAGAAAGGACGUGGCAGGCUACGACGGAGUCACCGAGAUCGUGGGAGGUGUAUUCUUCGAUGGCAACGUGAGGCAGCUUGGAAUCCAAAUCGUGGAGGCGACAGUUGGGUUCACAUGGUCGUUUGUCGGAAGCUACGUAAUCUAUGCACUGAUUGACUGUGUUCCAGGGUUUGAGGUACUGGCUGAAGACAAGGACAUCAUUGCUGGUCUGGAUGCAAGUCAAAUGGACGAAGAGACUUUGUGGACCGAGACGCAGAAAUACUCCCCAUUUGCGGAGCCAAACGGCGAGCUGCACCUUGAUUAGUCAUUGCAGUCAGAAGCCAGGGAACAGUUUGGAGAAUUGAUUUAGUUGGGUUGCGCGGGUACCAAGAAGUCCCGUUCAUGGAUAUGGAUUGUGUUUUUGUGUUCUAUGAUUUUCGUGAUGUCAUUGUGCUACCUGUCACUCCGUAAAGCGAAUCAGUCGAGCAAUCUUUUGGUAUGUUGGAAAUAUCGCGUCGAUCCUAGAGCUUAGUAGUCGUCACCACGACUGAUGACCUCCUUGACGUUUGGUCGGAGGAUAAGUGUCUAUCAAUGGUCAGUGUUACU